UCUCAGGGGUGAGUGAACCGCCUCAUUGUCUUGUCAUUUUAUUGCAUUCGUCUCUAAUAAUAAUACAUUAAUUAGUCGUCUUCACGCUUGUGGUACUGGGCGUGCAUUAAGUGAUCAUAGGUCGUGCAGCCAUGCCGAUGUGAGUAAUACCAGAGGUGUGGCAGCCGACCGACGUUUCGCGUCGUAUUCUCCUUCAAGUGACAGUAGUGAAAAAGUGAAAAAUACACUUCCUACACCGUUUCAAGAUGACCGAGUACAAAUUGGUGGUUGUCGGCGCUGGUGGCGUCGGCAAAUCCGCAUUGACUAUACAGCUUAUACAGAAUCAUUUCGUGGACGAGUACGAUCCUACGAUAGAGGAUUCGUAUAGAAAACAGGUGGUGAUAGAUGGUGAGACGUGUUUGUUGGAUAUCUUGGAUACGGCAGGGCAGGAGGAGUACUCUGCGAUGCGGGAUCAGUACAUGCGUACAGGAGAAGGUUUCCUGCUAGUUUUUGCAGUGAAUAGUGCGAAAAGUUUUGAGGAUAUAGGCUCGUACCGCGAGCAAAUAAAGCGAGUCAAGGACGCGGAAGAAGUGCCGAUGGUUCUGGUGGGAAACAAGUGCGACCUGCAGGCCUGGGCGGUGGACAUGACGCAAGCCAGAGAGGUGGCGCGGAGUUACGGCGUCCCCUUCGUAGAGACGUCGGCGAAAACGCGCAUGGGCGUAGACGACGCCUUCUACACCCUCGUCCGGGAGAUCCGCAAGGACAAGGAGGCGCGGGGCAAGAAGAGCCGGGGCAAGAUCGGCGGACGACGCACUAUCAAGUGUGCGCUCAUAUAAAUUGGUAACUAUUAACUGUCCAUUGGCUUGACCCCUUUGUAAAACUUUUGUCUGUCUUCUUACCUCUGCCACACACUCGACGAGCGGCGUGGGAAGUAGCGAGGGAAGCAGGCAGAGGCAUAGUGUGGCCGCGCUACUCGUCAUGUCCACCGCUUCCUAUUUUGUCGGUUUUUUGGCGCGAGUCAAAGGGACGGCAACAACCUAGUGCGAUAAUCGCGCGAGUAGGGCAGUGUGUGGCCGGGGAAGGCAACAUCGCGGCAGCGCGAGGAGCAUAGUGUGGCAGAGGUACCUAUAAACGGUUAGGAGAUCGUUGAGGGCACAAGACAUUUUAGUAGCUAAAUGUCCGUGAGACACAGGCAUAGUAUAUUAAAACGAGCCACAUGUUUUAACCAUUAAUAGGGCAGAAGAAUUUCGGAAAUUGUUAAAUUUGAAUUCUGUCAAAUUGUCAAUUAAGUCUAUAGUGGUAAAUAUAUGCCCCCUGCCCUAUUAAGGGUUAAGUAAGAUUGCAAAAUAUUCGCUCCGACGAUGCGCGUCCAUACGCGUUGCCUGACCGAAGAAGACUGCAGACUGUAGCUCUCCGCGACUAACAUGUGUGGUGAAAGGCUUCAAGCCUACCCUCAUUGUUGCAAUUAUUGUCACUUGUUGCUUAACCCUUCGUCUGUGUUUGAUAAGGAUUCUAACAUAAGGCGUUGGACUUUAAAAAUGUAUAUCAAAGUUAAAUAUUUUAUGACAAUUUUUUGACAGACACAGACGACGGGUUAAAAUACAUAAGUGGCUCGUUUUAAUAUAUUUAUCAGUACAUCUAAUAGUUUUUUCUUAUAAGAAAAUUCGUUGGGCCUUGCCUAUGGACUGUACGUUAAGUACUUUGAUAGUAAACAGUCCCAUACGACUAUCGCUAUGGGACGCGGGCUUCGGCAUAGUUGUACACCUUGGUGUGUUCUAACCAUUAUUCUGACAAAUUUUGACAGUCAAAUUUACCCUUGAUGCCCUAUCUAUAUAUGAACUAAAACUGAUAAUUUGGUGUGAUUGUUGAUACACGCAUUCCUCAUUUUUUACCACUUUUUUCCAUAAUUAUAACGAACUGCUGCAGGGCUAGCAUAUGACACUAUUUGUAUAUUUUUAAAGGAAUACAAGCUUUCCAUUUUGAAAACAAAGGUAAUAACAUUUUUUUCUAAAACAUCUGUAUUAAUAACUCGCCAGCAACGGUGCCGAAGCCUUUUGCCAUAAUUUGUCAACCGAGCCGAAGGCGAGGUGUGUUAGGGCGUUUUGAGACUUUUGAGUAAUUUCAUAAUGCCAUUUUGGCAAAAGCUGUCUAUUUUCCAUAGUGUCUCAACACGCCCCCCUAGAGUUAAGCUUGCAACACUCAAGACUAUUUUACUCUAAAUCUUGAUAUAUCUUAGAUAGUGUCUAUCUAAUAUAAGGCUAAGCCAAUUGAUCAUUUUUUGCAAGUUGACUUGCUUAUUGGCCACACAUUAUCAUAAGGAUAAUGUUGAAUUCUAUAAAAGUUAACCCUUUGAACACUACGUGAAAUCAAAGAGGAUCGAGUGUAUAGAGAAUUACUGUCCAAGUAAAAUGUGUAGACACCGUGCAUACACUGCCAUCUCUCGACACAGGAUUAAAACUUUUGAACCUCAGUUUUGACAAUUUGGCCAUGUGUUAAAAUUGACAAAUAUUAAUAUUAGCGCCAUCUAGCCGAGAAUCACCCAAAGGUGCAACGCCAUCUAGUCGAGCGUGCAAUUUUCUUGAUGGCUGCGAGGUACUUACGUUUUCUUCUUAAACUGUAUCGACGGAGUUAUAUACGUCUCUGGUGAAGUCAAGGUUGACAUUGUCUUUAGCCGCGCGUCAGUUGACAUCUAUAGCGGCAAAGGGGUUAUAAUUCCAUUUGUGUACAUAUUUUUGCACAGCGUUGGCGCUUUCAUACUUGCUUACCCACACUGCGUGUGGUCAGUGUAUCGUUGUUACGAAUUUUAUAAAUUUUUUCUAAUCUAUACAGUUUAUCUCAUUAGUACAGUUAAUUUUGAGGUUUAAUUUGACCAAUGGGAUGAAUAAAUAUUGUGUUAUUAUCUGGGAUAAAGGUUGAACACGCCAAAAGCACAGAAUAAUAAAGAGUACUAUCGUACAGUAUGGCCACUCCCGCUCCCCGCUGAAAGUGCCGCCCACCCCCGCUCGGUUACCUCACAGUUACCGCCUGUCAAAACCGCGAAUAGUCGACCUAUCAUAUUUCACUCAUACAAGCAUAUGUACGCGUUCACCUACAUGAGCUUAGACUGUGUGCUAGGAACGCGUUUCUUUCAUAUAUUUGAUCGCCAGUGUCCAAGGUGUGCCAAAAGUGAGGCAUAUAAAUUCAUUUGCUGCUUCGUUAAAAUUAAUAUAGGAUUUUUAUUCAUGCCAUUUAAAUAGUAAAAAAAGUAUAGUUUUUAAAUAUAUCAGUUACUUUUGUAAACUAUUUAUAUAUGUAGUGAUAUCGAAUAGGCAACUGAAACAACGCGAACUUGUUUUGCAAGAAAACUCGCAAAAUCCAACGCUCAGCUACAGGGAUGUGGGUAAAGAAUUAAAAAAUCCACAAUCCACUGUUUGUUCCGUAUUUAAAAGGUUUCGGGAACGCCUAACUUUAAAACGAAAGCCAGGAACUGGUGGGUUGCUAUGUAUAAAGGAUAAAAAAAACCUUUAAAACAAGGAGGAACGCAUCUUAAGGAUAUUUUCUUCAAAUUGUAUGAUAUCAACUCGUGACGUGGCUAAAAGUGAAGAUGUCCCAAUCGUAUGUUCAAAAGGUGAAACGUAGAGCAGGACUAAGAAUUUUUUAAGCAAAAAACGGCACCUGAUCGGAAUGCAAGACAGAAUUCAGUAAUUUCAGUAGCAAAAACUCGAUCGAGAAGCUAUACGAAAAUUUACUAACAAAAUUUCACCGCGUUCUGAUGGAUGGCGAAACUUACUUAAAAUCCGAUUUCUAACAAAACCCUGGCCAAAGGUUUUAUACUACCAAAAAUAGCACAGAGGCUCGUCGAGAACGAGAAACCUGGACUAAAAAUGAUUUACAUUUAAAAUACAUUGAUCUUGGCCUUUGGGUAGUCUGUGGCCAAGAGUAAGCCCAUUCAUAAUAAUAAUUUAAAAAAAUAAGAUUAAUUUGCUCUUAGUUAAAUCAAACAUCUUUUAUUUAUUAUACAUCUUUUAUAAUAAACAUUUUAAGUGUGCCUUACUUUUGGCGUAUUCAACCUUUAAUAUGAUAUUAUAUUCAUAACUUUUUUUGUAACUUUAAAUUACAAUUACUUACAAUAACUGUUUAACAUUUUUUUCCUUUAAAAGGAAAAUACAUCUAAUUAUAAUGCAAAAUAGUAAAAUUUUGUGAUCCUUAAUAUGCCUCAUUUAGGAUCUUUUAAAUAUAAUCCCUUUAUUUUUAAAGGGUAUUUGGUAAUUUCUUAGCAUUACCUAGCUCUACGUAUCUCUACUGAAUUUACAUAUACAAUUAUGUAGAUAAAUAUAAUUAUACUUAAAUUUUGCAAUUGUUAUAAUUAUAAAUGAAUGGUGAGAAGGAACACCCAUCAAUUGUUUUUUUGUGUAAUUUUGUAUAAAAAGAAACUGAGCUUGAUUAAUAAAGGGACUCUCUAAACAAAAGGUAUCUUUUUGUGUGAAAUAACACAUUUAACAUUGGUGAACCGAAAUAACUAACAUGUCAAGAAAAUGACCAUAUGUUUUCGGUCUACAGCGGUUAUGACUUGAAUGUAUAUAAUGGCCAAAUUCAAAAUGGCUGCUUUCACAAAAUGGCGGCAACCUUUAACCGUCUAUAUCAUUGUUGAAUGUUUUCUAUGGUAGCUACUUUCUAUCUGUAGAAACGAUGUUUUAUCCUUGAAUUCCAUUCGUUAACUUAAUUUUCGAUAGACAAGUUUUCCGUAAGAAACGCUUUCUAUUUUCUGCAAUUAAUUUGUACCUUAGAAUAGUUGAUAUUGACAUGUCCGAUAAGUCUUCUAUAAUAGAUUACCUUUUAUAUUGUAAAUGUUUAUGAAACGAUAGAAUUUUGAAAUCUAAAAAACUAACUGAGUCCUAUGCAAAAAUACUGAGUUGUGAGGAUUUUACCUAUGAAUUAUUGUAAUAGUUUAACUAUAGUCAAAUUAAUAAUCUAUGCUUGCAGGAGGUAUAGCUUGGCCCGCCAACUGCAAGAAUAUGAAGAAAAAAAACGUAUUUCCAAAAAAAAUGUCUUAGUUGGCUGGCCCAACUAUAUUUCCGUCAUUUCAUACACGCAAUUUUAUAAUAACUUAGAUACAAUGAAUUUUAAACGAACUUUCGCAUACAAAAAUAGUGUUCUUUAGUUUUAAGUUCAACAACAGUAGUUUCAAAAAGCUAUUUUUAUAGUUUUUGGAAAACGCUGUUUUUUCUACGCCAAUGCCGAUGGAAAUACAUAACAUUCUACUUUGAUUAGAUGACGAAGUUUUUUAUUUCUCAUCGGCGUUACCAUUAGUUUUUACUUUUUAGUGUAAAGUAUGGAUUUAUUUACGAAUAUUAUGCUGCCAUUAAUAAUUUUCCCUUUUAUAUAUCAAUUUUAAUAUUCAGUGUCAGACUAUUGAACUAAUAGACGUGACGAGACGCGUAAUAAUUCGUGUUAUAAAGUCAGAAUCACUAGAUGGCGCUGUUGCUAUAGUUCAUUCGUAUAUUAGUUCAAAUGUCUCGUGUUAUCAACAUUGUGUUGGCAACCCUAGGUACAAUUGAAUGGAAAAAGUAAGGUAUAUUUUAAAGCCCUCAAAUGCCUGUGAUAUUUUUGGAGUUCACCUAUUCAGAGGGAUUAUAGCAAUAUGGGUAGGAAAUGUAUAUCAAAAAGAAAUCCAAGUGUUUCACAAAUCGCUAGGGCUGUACAUCCAAUGUUUAGAUAAAUCUGAAUUGAUUUCAACUGGCCUCUUAGCUUCUAUGUACAGUGUUAAGUCUUGUAAAUAGAUUAAUCAAAGCAUUACGACAUUAUAUCAAAUGAAUUUCGAUGCUAGUGCACAAUUAUGUUGAAAAUAGUAUUUAUAAUUAACUCUGUAACAAUGUAGCACAACACUGUGUGCUAAUUUGAAAUAAAUAAAAUCAAUUCAACUAUG
Messenger RNA from Leguminivora glycinivorella, 5884 nucleotides. RefSeq names its product GTPase HRas (gene Ras85D). The record is from RefSeq and is a predicted model, not a curated record. The transcript has 2 exons. The coding region runs from base 246 to 815 and encodes 189 amino acids. Gene Ontology annotation, cellular component: plasma membrane. Gene Ontology annotation, molecular function: GTPase activity; GDP binding; GTP binding. NCBI's taxonomy places the organism in Eukaryota, Metazoa, Arthropoda, Insecta, Lepidoptera, Tortricidae. Gene Ontology annotation, biological process: Ras protein signal transduction; epidermal growth factor receptor signaling pathway.